Molecule: messenger RNA, 4381 nt
Organism: Calliphora vicina (urban bluebottle blowfly)
Lineage: Eukaryota; Metazoa; Arthropoda; Insecta; Diptera; Calliphoridae
Gene: PMCA
Product: plasma membrane calcium-transporting ATPase 3
Exons: 19
Coding region: 253-3846 (1197 amino acids)
Biological process (GO): regulation of cytosolic calcium ion concentration; calcium ion transmembrane transport
Cellular component (GO): plasma membrane; intracellular membrane-bounded organelle
Molecular function (GO): ATP hydrolysis activity; ATP binding; P-type calcium transporter activity
Source: RefSeq, a predicted model, not a curated record
UAGUCAGCUUUCCAAAUUGAAUACUAGUGGUCGGGUGGUGCGUGUUCGUUUGAUGCGGAUAACAUAGGCGCGUAUAUGUGUUGAAAUAAAAACAAAUGCCAAUAGUGUUAUUAAUAUUAAAUUGAGUUGUUGAAAGUGUACAAAAAGAAAAUAUAGACAGCUCAUAAAAUACGUCUACCUAUAAACGGUGGAGGGCAAUUGGAUUUUUUGCUGGUUUUGGUUAUAAAGAAAGUUUUAGAGUGAUUGUUAUAAAUGGCCACAAUAGAUGGAAGACCGGCUCAAUAUGGGAUUUCUCUUAAGCAAUUACGAGAGAUCAUGGAGCACAGGGGACGAGAGGGUGUGCAGAAAAUUCAAGAAUUUGGUGGUAUAAUGGAAAUUUGUAAAAAGCUAUAUACAUCUCCAAAUGAAGGUUUGGGUGGCUCAAAAUCUGAUGUUGAGCAUAGAAGGGAAACAUUUGGAUCUAACACUAUACCACCGAAACCUCCUAAAACCUUCCUAACUCUAGUAUGGGAAGCUUUGCAAGAUGUAACGCUUAUUAUUUUAGAAGUAGCUGCAUUAGUAUCACUUGGCCUAUCAUUUUAUAAACCCGCCGACGAUGAUGCUCCUGUUUUACAAGAGGAGGAAGAUCAUCAUGGCUGGAUUGAAGGUUUAGCCAUUUUAAUUUCUGUCAUAGUGGUUGUCAUAGUGACAGCAUUUAAUGAUUAUUCCAAGGAACGUCAAUUUAGGGGCUUGCAAAAUCGCAUAGAAGGCGAACACAAAUUCUCAGUCAUACGUGGUGGCGAAGUGUGUCAAAUAUCAGUUGGUGAUAUUGUUGUUGGUGAUAUUGCUCAAAUAAAAUAUGGUGACCUGUUACCUGCUGAUGGUAUACUUAUACAAAGUAAUGACUUGAAGGUUGAUGAGUCUUCACUAACUGGCGAGUCUGAUCAUGUUAAGAAAGGUAUUGAUAGUGAUCCUAUGGUAUUAUCGGGAACUCAUGUUAUGGAAGGUAGCGGUAAAAUGAUAGUAACUGCUGUCGGUGUUAAUUCCCAAGCUGGUAUUAUCUUUACUUUGUUGGGUGCUGCCGUCGACGAACAAGAAGCGGAAAUCAAGAAGAUGAAAAAAGAAGCUAAAAAGGCCAAAAAGAGUAAGAGUUUAACAGGCGACGACGAAAGAGCACCUGGUAAAGUAGUUAGUCAAAAGGCUGAUUCCGAUGGUAAUCACAUUCAGCAGCAGAAGUCUGCCCCAGCUCCCGAGUCCGGCCACAAAAAAGAGAAAUCUGUUCUACAAGCAAAACUUACAAAGCUGGCCAUACAAAUUGGUUACGCUGGAUCAACAAUUGCCGUACUAACUGUCAUCAUAUUGGUUAUACAAUUCUGUAUUAAAACUUUUGUCAUUGAGGAGAGGCCUUGGAAAAAUACGUAUGCCAAUAAUUUGGUAAAGCAUUUAAUUAUCGGUGUUACUGUUUUGGUUGUAGCUGUACCAGAGGGUCUACCGUUGGCAGUUACACUUUCAUUAGCCUAUUCCGUUAAGAAAAUGAUGAAAGAUAACAAUUUGGUGCGUCAUUUGGAUGCUUGCGAGACUAUGGGCAAUGCCACUGCCAUUUGUUCAGAUAAGACUGGAACAUUAACCACAAAUCGAAUGACUGUUGUGCAAUCGUACAUUUGUGAAAAGUUAUGCAAAGUUUUACCCACUCUAAAUGAUAUACCACAACAUGUGGGCAACCUUAUAACCCAAGGAAUUUCAGUAAAUUCAGCAUAUACUUCAAAUAUUUUGCCUGGAUCAGAACCGGGAGAUUUGCCUAUGCAGGUUGGCAACAAAACAGAGUGUGCUCUAUUAGGCUUUGUGCAGGCAUUAGGUGUUAAAUAUCAAUCUAUAAGAGAUGAAAUUACUGAAGAUAAAUUUACCCGCGUCUAUACAUUCAAUUCGGUGCGCAAGAGCAUGGGUACCGUUGUACCUAGAGCAAAUGGUGGAUAUCGAUUAUAUAGCAAAGGUGCAUCGGAAAUUAUUUUAAAGAAGUGUUCGUUUAUUUAUGGUCAUGAUGGUGUUUUGGAGAAAUUUACACGUGAUAUGCAAGAACGUUUAAUUCGGGAAGUUAUCGAACCCAUGGCAUGUGAUGGUUUACGUACCAUUAGCAUUGCCUAUCGUGAUUUUGUGCCUGGAAAAGCCGCCAUUAAUGAGGUCCACAUAGACAAUGAGCCGAAUUGGGAUGACGAGGAAAAUAUGAUGACAAACUUGACGUGCCUGUGUGUUGUAGGUAUUGAAGAUCCCGUGCGACCCGAAGUCCCCGAUGCUAUUCGUAAGUGUCAACGUGCUGGUAUUACUGUACGUAUGGUUACCGGUGACAAUAUCAAUACAGCACGUUCGAUUGCAAGCAAAUGUGGCAUUUUGAAACCAAAUGAAGAUUUCUUAAUCCUAGAAGGCAAAGAAUUUAAUAGACGCAUUCGUGAUAGUAAUGGAGAUAUUCAACAACAUUUAAUUGAUAAAGUUUGGCCCAAAUUGCGCGUAUUAGCUCGAUCAUCUCCCACUGAUAAAUACACCCUAGUCAAAGGUAUCAUCGAUAGUGCGGUUAGUGAGAAUCGUGAAGUUGUUGCUGUAACUGGUGAUGGCACCAAUGAUGGUCCAGCCUUAAAGAAAGCUGAUGUUGGUUUUGCUAUGGGUAUUGCUGGCACUGAUGUGGCUAAAGAAGCUUCCGAUAUUAUUUUAACUGAUGACAACUUUAGUAGCAUUGUUAAAGCUGUUAUGUGGGGUCGUAACGUAUACGAUUCGAUUGCCAAAUUUUUACAAUUCCAACUUACAGUGAAUGUAGUUGCUGUGAUUGUGGCUUUCAUUGGUGCUUGUGCAGUCCAAGAUUCUCCACUUAAGGCAGUACAAAUGUUAUGGGUUAAUUUAAUUAUGGACACACUGGCAUCUUUGGCCUUGGCCACCGAAUUACCGACACCAGAUUUGUUGUUGCGCAAACCUUACGGUAGAACAAAACCUUUGAUUUCACGUACUAUGAUGAAAAAUAUUUUGGGACAAGCUUUGUAUCAAUUAGUAAUCAUUUUUGGUCUCUUGUUUGUCGGUGAUCUUAUACUUGAUAUUGAAUCUGGACGUGGACAAGAACUUAAUGCUGGACCUACACAACAUUUCACAAUUAUUUUUAAUACAUUUGUUAUGAUGACUUUGUUUAAUGAGAUCAACGCCCGCAAAAUUCAUGGCCAGAGAAAUGUUUUAGAAGGACUGUUUACGAAUCCAAUCUUUUAUACAAUUUGGAUAUUUACCAUGAUCUCUCAAGUCGUUAUUGUACAAUACGGAAAGAUGGCAUUCUCAACAAAAGCUUUGUCACUCGACCAAUGGCUGUGGUGUAUUUUCUUUGGUCUUGGCACACUAGUUUGGGGACAACUAAUUACUUCUGUACCUACACGAAAAUUACCUAAAAUCCUAUCAUGGGGACGAGGACAUCCAGAGGAAUAUACCGAUGGCAUGAAUUUGGGAGAAGAACGUUUUGACUCUAUUGACUCGGAUAAAAAACCACGUGCCGGUCAAAUCUUAUGGAUUCGCGGCCUCACACGUUUACAAACUCAAAUUUCAGUACCGGUUAUAGGUGGCGAAUUGCAAGAACGCUUGAUACCGGUCCCCUACAGCAAGAGUUCUACUGAUCAAGCUAUACGUGUGGUUAACGCCUUCCGCCAGGGAUUGGAUGCUAGGUACGGUGAUCAUGCCAACACUUCAUUGGCUGAAGUUUUACGCAAACAGACCUCCCUCAGUAAGCGCCUUUCGGAGACUUCCUCAUUGGAAUAUGCUGAUAAUAUACCUGAUGAAUUAACAAUACCAGAAAUAGACGUUGAACGUUUAUCCUCACACAGUCAUACCGAGACCGCCGUAUAAAACACGAACAAAAAUACAAUUACAGCAGCUACAAUAACAAAGACUAUUUCUUAAUAUAAUGCUGCGCGGCCACCAACCAUAUGUUACCAUGUGUUACAUCUAUUUAUAAUCUGUAUAUGUAAAAGAUUAAUAUCAAGGCGAAUUUAUACACGAUGGCCUCAACUAAAAGUGGCUUACAGCUGUUUUUUUUUUGUCGUGCGAAGUAAAACUCCAUAUAAAAAAACAAAAAAUGAAUUUUUGUAUCAAUGCGCCUUGAUUAAUAUUUAUGUUUGUUUAAACUGUAAUGUAAAAAUUUGUUGAAAUUUGUUUUUAUUAAUUUAUUUUACUUCUUUUUUAUUUAUUUAUUUAUUCAUUUCUUAUGAACUACAUACAACUAGUAUAAUUUUAACUUUGUGGUAAGCGCAAAGGAUUUGUUUUCAUAUAUUAAUGCAAAAUUUCAAAAUUUACAUUAACAAACAAACAACAAAUAUUAGUAAUAAGCCAAAGAAAGCUAAACAAAAUCUUUAUUAAAAACAAAAAUUAUAAUCUACAACUA